UUCUCUUGAGGAUCGAGACAAACAAACGAGAAUCAGCGAUUAAUUCCUUCGAUCACUCUGAAAUUAGAGGCCAAGUUCAACACCGAAGGUCUAGCUUCCGCAGAAAUGCCUCCGAUCAAGAAAGGCGACAAACUACCUAGUGUGACCUUGUACGAAGCACUGCCGGAAAAUCAAAUGAAUAUACUGAAUCUGGUAGCUAACAAGAAAGCCAUCAUCUUUGGAGUUCCUGGUGCUUUCGUUCCAGGAUGUUCCAGGGUACAUCUCAGAGGAUUCAUUGAAAAAUCAACAGACCUCAAGUUCCUAGGCUUCGAAGAGAUUAUCUGCGUGUCAAUGAAUGAUCCAUUCGUGAUGUCUGCCUGGGGAAAUGCCAGAGGAGCAAACGAUAAAGUGAGAAUGCUAGCGGACCCCACUGGAUCAUUUACCAAGGCCAUUGGCAUGGAGACAGAGAUUCCAGAAUUGGGAGGGACCAGGAGCAGAAGAUACUCCAUGGCCACCGUGAAUGGCAUCGUGAAAGAGUUAUUUAUAGAUGCACCCAACGUGAAGCUUACGUGUUUGCAAAUGAACGGCGUUCCAACGUAUUGCACUUAGCGUAAACGCAGCGUUCGAAGUUUCAAAAUCGUCCGAAAUUAAUGAAAAAUUCAGUUCUCCAAAAGUUUUGAAGCUCGGAAUAUCGUACGAGUUACCUUGUACAUACAGUAUACAUAUGUAUUAGUCUCACGACGAAGUUGCAAACGUUCAAGGCCGAUGCAAAUGACCACCCCGAUAAUCUAAACUGGGCUUUUAAACGAGCGCCGUCCAGCGCGGCGGUGAAUGGAGAGACGCAAUUGGUACUUUCGCACACAUUGUCGCAAGUGCAACGUGAUUCCAUCGUAAACACGCGUCGUCUAUUUUCGUUGCGCAGCGUUGCGAAUCAAAACACGUGACACUACACGCGACACUACAAAGCGACCAAAGCAUUCGCUAAACACUUCCGUAUAAAUUAUGAUAAAUUAUAAAUUUAUCUUAUCGUAAUGGCAAAAAGAGAGAGAGAGAAGGAGAAUGCAACAAUGCUGUGAAGUAUACAUAUUUUACAACGACGCUUUUAGUUUGUUGAUCUUUUUUUAGUUUUCUGUCCAGAGACAUGUUUUCAGAGAGUUUCAACGCCGCUUUUGUGCGCGACGCAAAAUGUUUAUUUGACAUUCCUGCGAGCGUUAAUAAGCGGAUUCUUGAGCUCAGGCAAGAUCCAAGAGCGGAGGAAUAUAUCGACUGUUUUUAUCUGACCUACCUCACCGUCGAGGGAAACACUAGAACCGCAGUGUAUCGAUUUCAAGCGCGGGAUUCCUAGGUGACACACUUUGAAUCACUUUGGAUGCUGGACUUUUAGAGAUGCGCGGGAUCUAACGUAGAUUUCUACAAUUGGUGUUAAUUCCCCAAGUACCUUUGAAACUUCGAAAUUCUACGAGACUCCAAAUACGUGUGUACUUCUAUAUUCUCAAUAUCUCAUGUUUUAGUAUAAAACGUAUAUCUCAAUAUCUCAUAUUUUGAAUUAUAAGAAGUAUUCAUUCAAAUAUUUCAAGUGCAUUUGUACUUUCAACAGUCCACGAGCUCCGACGUCUUAACACCUCAACAUGCUAACAUUUCCAACAUAUUAAUUCUCGACUAAUUAUAAUCUAAGUGUCAACAGUAGGUUAAUAGCAUUUCGAGAUUCGAAGGACGCGUGCAGAACGCUUGCAUAAUCACAAACGACGAUGGUAAACAAUACAUUGGCCAACGUGAUUGUCCACGAACUGGGUCAAUACGGACUACCUCCUUGCAAACUCAAGACGCGACUGAUCGAACAAUCGGGUUUUUAACGACCAAUUUGCACGCUAUUUCCUUCUCCAUUUAAACGUUCAAAACAUCCGUCAGACGUUCAUGAAACACUCGAACAACUUGCAACAUGCAUACACAGACCAGGCUGAUCAAUGAUUCCUAGAUUGAGGAAUUUCUUUCCGUGUUGCGUGCAAGUUUCACCUGCAAGCAUCGCGUAAUCUCAUUUAUAUGCGGUAUAGAUGUAAACAGAUAUUUACAUAACGCGUAUGAAAAGCAUUACCGGUCACGUGAGGGCGAACAACAAUCCCGGGGAGCUAGAAAUCGAAAGAGGGACAGGGACAGCAGCAGCAGCAGCAGCUCGACAAAAAGUUUUAAAAGAACAAUGCCUCCAAAGCCUUCGAGGCAAAAGUGGUGCUUCAUUGAAGAGAGUUCCUGCGACGGUCUUCUAUUUUUAACCGGACAACCAUGCAAUUUCAAUGACCGUACUCCUGCGUUGGUUAUUUACGAGCAACGGGAUAGACAGAUCGACAACCCAUAAACUCGUGUCUCUGGUGUUUCUUCAAAGCGAUUUAUUACAGAUCACGUGAUUUCUCUGUAUACGAUAAUUGAAUUUCCGCUGGAAAUAUACACAAAGAAAUAACAAGUGCGAUUUAUUUCGAUUUAUAUGCAUAGGUAUGUGAAUAGAAUUUAAGAGGAAUAAAAAAGAUAAAAGAGAAUACUUAACUACAUGGUUUAAUUACGCUGAUCAAUAUCUUCGAGUCAGUCGUAUCGUUCGGUAGCCCAAUAAAUUUUCUUUAUCAAGAAUCUUUCGGUCGUCUCGGUAUCACGCAACAAUCACGAGUUUGACUUGUGUCGCGAAGAUGAGCCAGAAAGAAAAUAACGAGGGCUUCGGGAAGAUCUUUAAAGCCUCUUUUGUCGCAUGCGACAGUAUGUACGUAAUUGCUUCAACAGCGAGUGUUUCAAGGCCGACCGGUAAUUGAAUGCAAUUGCACGCAUAUGAAAUAGAUCUCGAACCAAGACCGACACGAACCGCUGGCGUGAGUUGACAAGCGAAGAUUCGGAGUCGUAGAAAAGAAAAUGGCAGUGUUCCUAAAAUUCUAAAAAUUACACCGAGCACGAUUUUUCUUUUUCUU
Molecule: messenger RNA, 2924 nt
Organism: Frieseomelitta varia
Lineage: Eukaryota; Metazoa; Arthropoda; Insecta; Hymenoptera; Apidae
Product: peroxiredoxin-5, mitochondrial-like
Exons: 3
Coding region: 106-588 (160 amino acids)
Biological process (GO): hydrogen peroxide catabolic process; cell redox homeostasis; cellular response to oxidative stress
Cellular component (GO): peroxisome; mitochondrion; cytoplasm
Molecular function (GO): thioredoxin peroxidase activity
Source: RefSeq, a predicted model, not a curated record